Molecule: messenger RNA, 3202 nt
Organism: Mytilus californianus (California mussel)
Lineage: Eukaryota; Metazoa; Mollusca; Bivalvia; Mytilida; Mytilidae
Exons: 9
Coding region: 27-3164 (1045 amino acids)
Source: RefSeq, a predicted model, not a curated record
ACAAAACCUUGCAAAACACCGGCAAAAUGGAAAAAAAUAAGAAGCAGACAAAAAAAUCUCCCUAUCAAAAAUUACAUCUGGAACACGUUUUCAGCUAUCUUCAAACCAAUGAGUAUCCUUCAGAUGAUCGUUACACCAACCGAAUACACAGAUCUAACCUUAGACAAAGAGCUUUAGAUUUUAUCAUUGAAAAUGGAAAACUUUACUUACAGUAUUAUUCUGCUCCCCUUGCAUUGGCUUGUGAUAAUAAUAGUGAUACUGACCGUCAGAAAAGUGAGAAAAAAAUACUUAACAGACUGGUUCUGUUUUCCAACGAGGAUAAGUUGCAGGCCUUCUAUGAAUGUCAUAUAAGCAAAGAAGGUCAACAUCAUGGUAAAAACAGAACUGUAGCACUGUGUAGAGAUAAAUAUUAUUUUCUGUGUAUGAUUGAAAUGGUCAAGAUGUUGAUCAGGAACUGUCCCAUCUGUAGUUCAAGAUUAGAUACAACUAACAUUGUUGCAAAGGAGCAUGAAAAUGACAUGGACAUAUUAGAUAUGUUAUAUGGUGAAAAACAUGGCAACCAUGUAUUACAAGAAAGGGAAAACUUGUGUAGUCAUGGAAACAGUGAUUGUAUAAUUGAAUGCUUUAAAACAAGCACAUUCAUCGAUGUUGAUCAUAUUGAAAAUAUCAAUGUCAUCGGCCAAUCGUUGGAAUUGUCUGAUAUUUGUCAUAACGAAAUAAAAACUGUGCAUGAAACAAACCAAGAUAGCACUACCAAGCAAAAUUCAGCUGAUGAGAAGAGUUGUAUGUUGAAAAAUGAGGAGAAGGAGAAAAAAGAAGAGUGUGAAAACACAGAUAAAUAUGUAGUAGAAAUGUAUAACCUGGAAUCUGAUGUUGAACCUGAUUAUUUUUGGCAUUCUGUAGAAUUAAGUGUGCUUGGACCAUAUGAAUUUCAGGGUAGACAGAAGUAUUUGAUGAUAUUCUUGGAACUCUAUUCGUUGUGGCCAGAGGUAACAAUAGUAGAUACAAUUUCACCAGCUAUUAUUACCAUGGGUUUACUGGACCUUUUAUGCAGAUACAAUGUAAUGAAAAGAUUAUACCUGAGGAAGAGUGCAUGUGGUGCAUUACAACUCUUUACUCCUGAUGUCCAGCUUUUACAGACUGCUAAUUUACACAUAGAUAUAGUGAAAAUGGAUGUCCCUUAUUCAGAAGAGAUUUGGACACUACUGAAGACCCAGGUUUCAAGUUUUAUUAAGAACAAUUCAGACUGGCCAUGCACCUUAUCAUUUUCCAUAAUGCCAUUUAGAAUUAAAUAUGAUGAUGGUGUUGAUGGAACCUGCACUCUUUUCACCAGGAGAAGACACAGAAAGAAAACUAAAGAUAAAAUUCCUAAUUUUGACAGCAAUCAGCAAAAAUUACUAAACUUAUAUAGAUAUUGUUCCAGUAAGUCAGUGAAGCUGGGUGACAAAAAUGACAAGAACACCACAGAUAUUACAACUGAGGUGGAAGGUUAUUCUGUAUCAGAGUAUCCUGUCAAACAAGAUGUCAACUUGACAGAAAAUAAUCCUUUAAAAUAUUUAAGAGACAAUCCUGAGGCAACACAAAUGGUAAAUGAUAAUGAAAUUGUGAAAUCUCCAUGUAAAAUGACAACAAGAAACAAGAGAAUUGAUUACUGUUCUCUAUCAUCGGAUAAACAGACCACAGAUAGUUUAAAGACUAAGAAAAGGAAUGUAUCUUCUUCUGGUUCUGUUUCAGAAAGUUCAAAAAAGAUUAAACUAGUUUCAGGCAAAAGGAAAUCGAAUCAUGAAAAUAUGAAGUCCAAUAACUGCAAGAUUGUAGAAAAUCAAAAAGAAACAUUUGAUGACAGCUUAGUUUUGGAACAAAAGUUUUGUAAGGAUGAAGAUCAGGCAACUUGUAACAAGAAAAGUCCUUCAGAGAUUAAAGAUACAAUGACAGAACAUUCUGAUAAUUCAGAAAUAGGAAAGAAGUGUUUGACAUAUAAUGUUCAAUCUAAAAUUUGUCUUUCCAAAAAGAAAGUAAAGUCAGAUAUGGUGAAACAACUUGAACAUGAGAAAGAGCAUGAUGGAAACCCCAGGACAGUUGAAGAAAUUGAAGAUCACACACUGACAAGACACUCAAAGCAGCAAAUAAAAGGUGGUAAAGAUGGGAAAAUCUUUACUGGUAGUAAAGAAUCUGUUACAGAAAGGCACAGGACUAAUUCCCAAGGUAGCGGAAAAGAUUGUAAAUCAAAGAAGUUAAUGAAAGCUCACAGGAGAUCUCUUACUUGUUUGUGUAGCACCUGUGGAAAGACUGUAAAAUCAUUUUCUCUUAAAUCUCACCUACAGAUGCAUUCUGACCCCAAAAGAUUGGAAUGCCCUCAUUGUUUUAAAGGAUUUUUUACUGACACUCAUCUUACUGCACAUAUAAACAAUAGACAUAUAUUUAGUUCUCCUUCAUUAUUCAAGUGUACUGUGUGUAGCCAAGUAUUUACAAGGAAAGGUUCACUAAAACGACAUGAACAGUCAAGACAUCAAAAUUUAAAACUAUACCAGUGUGACAAAUGUGGAAAACUUUUUCAUCGAAAGCAUUAUCUAACCAGCCAUCAUAAAAUUUGUCAGCAAACAUUAAACAAGAAAAUACCGAGAACUAGCAGUGAAAAUGGAAUUAGAAAAGAUAAAUUAAAGCAAGGGAGUAAGGAGUCAGCAAGUGGAGAUAAAACAUUGAUAACCAAUCAUAGAAUAGGACAAAAGGAGGUAGCAAGUGGAGAUAAAACAUUGAUAACCAAUCAUAGAAUAGGACAUCUUCAGAGUUUAAAUCAGAAAACAAAUGCAGUGACCAAACAUAUUAAAGAUACCAAGCAUGUGACAGAAGAUAUCAAAGAUACCAAGCAUGUGACAGAACAUAUCAAAGAUACUAAGCAUGUGACAGAACAUAUCAAAGAUACCAAGCCAAUGUCAGGACAGAAAAUUGAUCUAGAUAACAAACCUUAUUGUCCUGAACAUGAUAUUACAUGUAUUGUCAAUAUGAAUAAGUCAAAUGUGCAGGAAAUUACCCAUUGUGUUAUGUAUGAGACAGAGUCCGGGACUGAAUAUCAUAUAAUAUCAGAUGAUCCGAAUAAACCUAUAGAUAAUGACACUAUAGCUGCAUUAGAAAUGCUGGCAUCCCUUAAAGAAAAGGGACAAUAAAUUAUGAAAAUAUGUUGAAAUAUAAUGAUUAAAACUUG